ACACAGUAGCCGGCGGGUCCGUGAGCGUUGGGUCGGCUGCCUCGUGCCGGAGCCGGGCUCUGCGAGGCGCUGUCCGGGGCCCGUCCGCCAUGUGCUCGGUAGCGAUGCUGAGCGUCCUGCGCAGCGACUCCUACGUGGAGCUGAGUCAGUACCGGGACCAGCACUUUCGGGGUAACAGAUAUGACCAGGAGCGACUGCUGAAAAAGAGCUGCACCCUGUAUGUGGGGAAUCUCUCCUUCUAUACAACAGAAGAGCAGAUCUAUGAACUGUUUGGUAAAAGUGGGGAUAUAAAGAAAAUCAUUAUGGGCCUGGACAAAGUGAAGAAAACUGCUUGUGGCUUCUGUUUUGUUGAAUACUACUCAAGAGGAGAUGCUGAAAAUGCAAUGAGAUACAUCAAUGGGACACGGCUUGAUGAUAGGAUCAUCAGGACAGAUUGGGAUGCAGGUUUUAAAGAGGGCAGACAGUAUGGUCGUGGAAGGUCAGGGGGUCAGGUCCGAGAUGAAUAUCGGCAGGACUAUGAUGCUGGGAGAGGAGGUUAUGGCAAAGUUGUUCAACCCCAGUGAAUAUUGAAUGACCCAUCAGCAUCACAGGAGAACUGUAGCUGCAUCGUGGUAAAUCUUAUGAUGAGCAGCGAAGGACGUCUGUUGCACAUGAAUGUUGUUUAGGUAACUGAGACUUAGAAGAUUUUUUUUCAGUGUUGCUGAGAUCGUUAAAUAUAUUCAGUGUCUCUUCCAUUUUUCAAGACCAGUUACAAAAUCAGGAUCAAAGCUAUACUUUAUGUUGUAGGGUAGAUUGAUAGAAUAUAAUGAAGAUCUGGGAGUAAAACUUAUAGCACUGAUUCACAUGAGACAUAUGUGAUUGCUAACUGCUGCUUUUUUUAAUGUUUGAAGUGUUAUACUAGACUGAGCCAGAAUUCUUUAACAGUA
Molecule: messenger RNA, 926 nt
Organism: Mauremys mutica (yellowpond turtle)
Lineage: Eukaryota; Metazoa; Chordata; Testudines; Geoemydidae
Product: nuclear cap-binding protein subunit 2
Exons: 4
Coding region: 90-563 (157 amino acids)
Biological process (GO): mRNA cis splicing, via spliceosome
Cellular component (GO): nuclear cap binding complex
Molecular function (GO): RNA cap binding
Source: RefSeq, a predicted model, not a curated record